Silurus meridionalis is the source of this 2385-nucleotide messenger RNA. RefSeq names its product zinc finger protein 850-like. The record is from RefSeq and is a predicted model, not a curated record. NCBI's taxonomy places the organism in Eukaryota, Metazoa, Chordata, Actinopteri, Siluriformes, Siluridae. Gene Ontology annotation, molecular function: RNA polymerase II cis-regulatory region sequence-specific DNA binding; DNA-binding transcription factor activity, RNA polymerase II-specific. Gene Ontology annotation, biological process: regulation of transcription by RNA polymerase II.
CAGGAGAAGCCGUAUCACUGUGAACAGUGUGGGAAGAGUUUUACUCAACAGGGUCAUCUCAAAUCACACCAGCGUGUCCACACAGGAGAAAAGCCGUAUCACUGUGAACAGUGUGGGAAGAGUUUUACUCAACAGGGUCAUCUCAAAUCACACCAGCGUGUCCACACAGGAGAGAAGCCGUAUCACUGUGAACAGUGUGGGAAGAGUUUUACUCAACAGGGUCAUCUCAAAUCACACCAGCGUAUCCACACAGGGAAGCCGUAUCACUGUGAACAGUGUGGGAAGAGUUUUACUCAACAGGGUCAUCUCAAAUCACACCAGCGUGUCCACACAGGAGAGAAGCCGUAUCACUGUGAACAGUGUGGGAAGAGUUUUACUCAACAGGGUCAUCUCAAAUCACACCAGCGUGUCCACACAGGAGAAAAGCCGUAUCACUGUGAACAGUGUGGGAAGAGUUUUACUCAACAGGGUCAUCUCAAAUCACACCAGCGUAUCCACACAAAGCCGUAUCACUGUGAACAGUGUGGGAAGAGUUUUACUCAACAGGGUCAUCUCAAAUCACACCAGCGUGUCCACACAGGGAAGCCGUAUCACUGUGAACAGUGUGGGAAGAGUUUUACUCAACAGGGUCAUCUCAAAUCACACCAGCGUAUCCACACAGGGAAGCCGUAUCACUGUGAACAGUGUGGGAAGAGUUUUACUCAACAGGGUCAUCUCAAAUCACACCAGCGUAUCCACACAGGGAAGCCGUAUCACUGUGAACAGUGUGGGAAGAGUUUUACUCAACAGGGUCAUCUCAAAUCACACCAGCGUGUCCAUGCCACAGAGAAGCCUUAUCACUGUGAUCAGUGUGGGAAGAGUUUUACUCAACAGGGUCAUCUCAAAUCACACCAGAGUAUCCACACAGGAGUGAAGCCGUAUCACUGUGAACAGUGUAAGAGUUUUACUCAUCAGAGUAAUCUCAAAUCACACCAGCGUAUCCACACAGGAGAGAAGCCUUAUCACUGUGAACAGUGUAAGAGUUUUACUCAACAUCAUCUCAAAUCACACCAGCGUAUCCACACAGGAGAAAAGCCGUAUCACUGUGAACAGUGUAAGAGUUUUACUCAACAGGGUCAUCUCAAAUCACACCAGCGUAUCCACACAGGAGAGAAGCCGUAUCACUGUGAACAGUGUAAGAGUUUUACUCAUCAGAGUAAUCUCAAAUCACACCAGCGUAUCCACACAGGGAAGCCGUAUCACUGUGAACAGUGUAAGAGUUUUACUCAACAGGGUCAUCUCAAAUCACACCAGAGUAUCCACACAGGAGAGAAGCCGUAUCACUGUGAACAGUGGAAGAGUUUUACUCAACAGGGUCAUCUCAAAUCACACCAGCGUAUCCACACAGGAGAAGCCUAUCACUGUGAACAGUGUGGGAAGAGUUUUACUCAUCAGAGUAAUCUCAAAUCACACCAGCGUAUCCACACAGGAGAGAAGCCGUAUCACUGUGAACAGUGUGGAAGAGUUUUACUCAUCAGAGUAAUCUCAAAUCACACCAGCGUAUCCACACAGGAGAAGCCGUAUCACUGUGAACAGUGUGGAAGAAGUUUUACUAAAAUUGCUGUUCUGAAAAGACACCAGAGUAUCCACACAGGAGAGAAGCCAUAUCACUGUGAUCAGUGUGGGAAGAGUUUUACUCAUCAGGGUCAUUUCAAAUCACACCAGCGUGUCCACACAGGAGAGAAGCCGUAUCACUGUGAACAGUGUGGGAAGAGUUUUACUCAACGGGGUAGUCUCAAAUCACACCAGAGUAUCCACACAGGAGAGAAGCCGUAUCACUGUGAACAGUGUGGGAAGAGUUUUACUCAACAGAGUCAUCUCAAAUCACACCAGAGUGUCCACACAGGAGUAAAGCCGUAUUACUGUGAACAGUGUGGGAAGAGUUUUGAUCGUCAGAGUAGUCUCAAAUCACACCAGCGUGUCCACACAGGAGAGAAGCCGUAUCACUGUGAACAGUGUGAGAAGAGUUUUACUCAUCAGGGUAAUCUCAAAUUACACCAGCGUGUCCACACAGGAGAGAAGCCGUAUUACUGUGAACAGUGUGGGAAGAGUUUUAAUCAUCAGAGUAAUCUUAAAUUGCACCAACGUAUUCACACAGGAGAGAAGCCGUAUCACUGUGAACAGUGUGGGAAGAGUUUUACUCACCAGAGUUAUCUCAAAUCACACCAGCGUGUCCACACAGGAGAGAAGCCGUAUCACUGUGAACAGUGUGGGAAGAGUUUUAGUGCUCGGCGUGCCCUCCUCAGCCACCAGCAGAGUCAUACAGGACAGAAGCUGUACCUCUGUGGACACUGUGGACGGAGCUAUGUUCAUCAACGCUCAUUAAGGAAACACAAGUGCUCUUAG